Molecule: messenger RNA, 4120 nt
Organism: Scatophagus argus
Lineage: Eukaryota; Metazoa; Chordata; Actinopteri; Scatophagidae
Gene: fam131ab
Exons: 6
Coding region: 804-1844 (346 amino acids)
Source: RefSeq, a predicted model, not a curated record
ACCAGCCAAUCACAUCUCAUUCCGCUUCCACCUAGCUGGGGAAAACAGUACGGGGAGGCGGAAACUCGUUUGGACUCUAUAUAAGCAGUUAAGCGUGGAAUUUCUGUCAGUGUCACCCUCCAAUGAUCCUCCACCUGUCGAGGCGACAGCAAGAGCGCACACAGAGCGCGCGGGGGACCUGGGAUCCGUGUCGCUGUGAGGCGUGGACUUGACCGGCAGUGACCGAGAGGGAAAACCCCAGCCUCUGCAGCUGAGAAAGAGCCGAGAGAGAACUCCAUGCUGCCGCCGCCGCCGCCGCUUCACAGAGCGCUGUCCGUCCGCUGUGGUGCUGAACCGCAGGACACGACCCUUCAACCGGUGACGUAGAGCUGAGACUCAUCCAAGAGACUCAGGGCUAAUAAUACUAAAAAACAAAACAAAACAACAAAGCUGCACAAACAUCAUAUCUACACACACAUAUAUGUAUAUGGAUUUGAAGCAAAUCAAAGACAAAGAAGAGACUGAAAAGACAGCAGAAGUGAUGGCUGGACUUCCCUCCGCCCUCGGCGUCAUUCCGGCGGUCUGAGCACAGCAGCGCGCACCGGAACCCAGCGGAGCCUCCGUAGAUGAGGAGAGUGACAGAGGCUUUCGAUCAGUGAGUGGCGGUUGACGGUUCGUUGCGCGUGGACUGGAGCGCGGCAAGCUCCCUGUCUGACCUCGCGCUGUUGGGGGGCACGCGGACCUGCUUGGCGCGCAGACUGAUUCUGACUGCACCUUUGGGCGUACUGGACUUCAGCGAGGUGAAUGUUGAUGACACCAUUGAAAUGCUGCCAAAAUCAAGAAGAGCUCUUACCAUUCAAGAGAUUGCUGCAUUAGCUCGAUCCUCCCUGCACGGUAUUUCCCAGGUAGUGAAAGACCAUGUGACAAAGCCUACAGCGAUGGCUCAGGGCAGAGUGGCCCAUCUGAUAGAGUGGAAAGGCUGGUGUAAGCCUAUCGACACUCCAGCAGCUCUGGAAUCAGACUUCAACUCAUACUCCGACCUCACUGAGGGAGAACAGGAGGCGCGCUUUGCUGCGGGUGUGGCGGAGCAGUUCGCAAUAGCGGAGGCUAAGCUGAGGGCCUGGUCCUCUGUGGACGGCGACGAGUCCAACGAUGACUCAUACGAUGAAGACUUUCUGCCUGCCAACGAGCCCACCACACAGAGCACAGAUGUGCCAUCAUAUCCUCCCUACUUGAAGGACCUGAUCCACAGUCAGCUUUGCCAGCACCUGGGCCUUCGAGGGCCCUGUUGUGAGAGUGGGGGAGGAGGAGGAGGUGGGGAGGGAGGUGGCAGCGGAGAGCCCUCUCCCACGGCAGGCUCCCCGGACACCCUGUGCUCCAGCCUCUGCAGUCUGGAUGAACACCACCCAUUGCUGCGUGACCUGGGCGGCCACCGUGGCACCCACGCCCACAGCAACGCCGCCGAGCUUGCUGCUAAGAUCCUGUCGGCGCUGCAAGGAGGGGAGGAGCUGCUGCUUGCCCGGCUUCAGAGGGCGGGGCACAGCAGGCCCGGUGGUGGGGACUGCAGCUUCCACAGCCUGGGUGGGGGAGGGCGGAGCAUCAGGCCCUGCGGUGGUCAGGACUCUCCUUGCUACUCCAUGUCUUACUCUGAGACAUACCUGUCACCUGGAGAGGAUGACGACACCCCCUGCAAGGACUAUGAAAGCACCGUGUGCCAGGUGGAGGCAGAGGGCAACGGAGUGGCGUACCCCCCUGACUACGACCCCCGCAGGAGGGUCUCCGACGUGGCCUCCUCUGGGGUUGUGUCUCUCGAUGAAGAGGAGGAAGAGGAGGAGGAGAGAGCAGGAGAGCCAAACAACCAGUGACUCUACUCAUCUCACCUCAGUGUUUAGUCCCUCCAAACUCUUUGGAGAGAUUUCUUUUUUGCAACAACUUCCCCUCUCCUCCACGGUGUUUGAAAGUCUGUUUAUUUGUUGUUAUUUUUUUUAUCUGAAGCAUCCGUCUUUGCCUUACUUGCAGCAUUUCAACUCCUCCUUUCCACCUCGCAACUGCUUUUGUCCCCAUUUAACUUUCUUUUGAAGGCGUCCAAACAAUCUUUUUUUAUCAGUGUGAAAACAGGAGUGCUGGACGUGCCGCAGCAGUCCAGUGACUUGUUUGUGGGUAUGACGCUCACAGUUUUCGGCUCCGUCCCUUCCUGCGAAGCGACUCUAAAAAUGGACGCCACCAACAGGCAGACAGAAUGACUGAGUCCGAAACUCUGACUUAUCUUUGCAUGUGUUUUGCAAGUGCUGAAAUCGAUGGGCUGACCCGGUCUUGAGCACGGUUUGUAAUCUCAGCUGUUCUGUAUAAACCCCGCCCACCUCCCCAGCUUCUCCCAUGGGAGGGAGGGUUGCAACCUGGGAUCUUCCCUUAAUUCCCCCUCCUCCCUCCCUGCCCCCCCCUGCCCUCCCCUCCUUUGCAAGAGACAAAUUAGCAUCCUUUUGGGCAUGGCUUGCUGAGUAUGCCAAACUAUUUAACCCUGUCACUACCAAUUAUGAGCAAAUGCUGGAAUGUCUUCAAAGCGACAGGACAUAGUAUGUAUUUUAAAAUAACAAAGUUUAAAAAAAGAUUUGUCACAAAUUAUAUGACAGAAAUGAUAUGCUUUUAUUGUACUAGUUUUCUAUCACUCAAACAUGUUGUUGUUCACAUUAUUACCAACGUCAUUAUGAUGGACAUCUGCCAUAAUGAUCUACUCUAGCUACUGCAUAUUUUUGGGGUUCUGUCAAUUCCUGCAUGGAAGACACAAAAACUUUUGGUUGUCUUAAAAAAAAAAAAAAAAAACAAACAAAAAAAACACAGCAGCAGCAAAGACAACAACAACAAACACUGACAGAAUGUUCCUGAAGUGACCCUUUGGCGGUGGGUGUUCAGCAGGAAGUGGCGCAGAUGGAAAAGACAGAAAAGGUUUCUUUCUGUGAAGAGUUGCAUCGGAGAUUUUCUAUAUUUUUGUAUGCGUCGUCUUGCUUUGAUCUCUUUGCCUAUGCGGCGUGCCAGUGUAUGUGGUUUUUUGCACGAAGCUAACGUGGCUGUAGAUUUCUCCUUUUCUUUGUUAUCACUGUGUGAUAUAGUUUAAUGGGAAAAAUAAUACAAUGUGAACAAAAAAAGUUUUUAUUUUAUUUUUUAUUUCAAAAGAGGAUACUGUGAUACGGUUUGUUAUCGCCAUAUGUCAUGAUCCUCAUGAAGAGCUCUCAUGUUUUGUUUUUUCCAAAAUUUCAAAAUGCUCUUCUUCUUUCCUCUCAUACUGACUCCUGAUAAGCUUUGCCUUUUACUUCCCUUUCUUUUCUAUGAUGUUUGCAGAAUAGCAUGUUUGUGUGACACACGCAGAAACUCCCAUCUCCAUGGUGAUGUGAGGAACCCUGCUGAGGUUCUCCCAGAGGGACUGUCAUUCAUACAACUCAGGAAAUCCCAUUGGACCAGAGCAUCAGUGCAUCCCGCCCGCAUACAUAACAACACUCGUCUCACCCUCCGUGUCCCUGUGCGUGUGCUUGUGUGGGUGCAUUUUUGUGUGUUUGUGAGCGAGAAAGUCUGGUGUGCGUAGUUAUUUUCAACAAAUAAUUAAAGCACGGGUUAAGUCCCCACAUCCUCCUCUAAUGUUGUUUGACUGUUUAGAUAAGCCUGAACACACAAGUCAGUAUGUUUUUGACAUUCUGUUCAAAUGCGUGUGUGACUGUGUGUGUGUGGCUGUAUUGUAAGAUGUCAGCAAGCUCCUUAUGCUUGCACUGUUUAUCCAUUCCAAAACCCCUCCAAUGCAGCGAUUCCCUUUAAAGCAGUGUCUGGUGAAGCUGAGCUCUUGUUGGAGGUUGAACUUUUACUGGUGCUGGAGAUUUCUUUUCUUUUUUCUUUUUUUUUAAAGCAUAGCGUACAUAACAUCUGGAAAUGGUUUUGAAAAUACAGAAGGGGUGGCAUCACUAUCAGCUGAUUUCUGUACUCAAAACUACAUGAAAAUGAGCAGUCCCAGGCAGGAGAGUUGGAAAAGACAGCGACAACUCAGGGGGAACAUUGAAGCUGUGCCUUUCAUUCGUUACCUUUGACUUCCCAAGUUACACCAUCAUCACACCCUUCAUGUUGUUGCUCAAGCCAUAGCUUGACUUCCUUUCCCUUC